Messenger RNA from Coniosporium apollinis CBS 100218, 702 nucleotides. RefSeq lists its product as uncharacterized. Gene Ontology annotation, cellular component: mitochondrial large ribosomal subunit. Gene Ontology annotation, molecular function: structural constituent of ribosome. Bases 1 to 702 code for a protein of 233 amino acids. The transcript is spliced from 2 exons. The record is from RefSeq and is a predicted model, not a curated record. NCBI's taxonomy places the organism in Eukaryota, Fungi, Ascomycota, Dothideomycetes.
AUGAUCUGCCAGCGCUGUCUAUUCCGAGCGACCUUCCGCACACGACCGCAACCUUACCUCCGCGAGACCUCCAUCCCGAGCUUCGCACGCGCCCUAACAACUUCACCUAUAAACACCGCAAAAGCCAUCUCACCCGCGCACACCACAACAGCUGCACCACGGCAAGGCGCGCCAGACUCCCAUCAACCUCCCGCAGCAACUUCUACCUCCGCCGCCCAGCCCUUUAGCACACCCCUGACACCCUCGCCCGCUGGGACAGAUGUCGCGGCACGAAACCCAUCCACGCCUGCGACGGUGCGCUCGUCCGUGCUGGCAGGUACACCGCUCAAGGGAUUGAAUUUCUUCAAGAAUAAAACGGAUCCGGUGGCACUAGAGGAUUCGGAGUAUCCGAGCUGGCUGUGGGGGGUCUUAAAGGAGGUGAAAGGGAAAGAAGGGGGAGAAGCUGAGGGGGAUCUCUUCUCGAAAUCUAAGAAGCAGCGCCGCAUAGCUGCGAAGAAACUGCGUAAGCAGGCGCUGUUGGACCCGGGGAGCCUGGCGCCGAAAAUCCCGCUAUAUGAGCAGAGCACAGACCUACCGGCGGGUGACGGGAGUGUUGAUGGUGCCAUGGUGGCGGGGAAGGCGAGAGAGGACUUGACAAGGGCGAUGAGGGUGAAAAGAAGAAGCGCGAUUAAGGAAGACAACUUCUUGAGAGCUAUGCGAUAG